AUGCCAGCCAGUUCACAAAACGACAAGUCUAGACAAGCAUCGACUGGGAAAUCCUUCUUCGGACGCAAGUUGUACAAAGAGAAGCCGGCAGAAGAUCGACACGAUAACUAUGCUGGUUCCUACGACAGCUUGGCACCUCCGGGGAGCGCUGCCGGUUCACGCUCGUCCCGCUAUUCGAAGCGCUCUUCGAUCCAGUCUGUGGACCUGACCCAUGAUUUGGACCCAAGCAGUAUCGCAUCUACUGCGGGAGUUAUCACAUCUAUCCCAUUCGAAAGCCUUCCUUCCGAUACCAGAACCCCGAUUCCGAUCGAUAGCAUGUCCCGCCCAAGUUCGUCGCGCCACGAGGCUUCGCCCAACCACCUCGGCAAGACAGGGGGGACUAUCAUCAGUAUCCGACGUGGACCUCUACAUCUGCGCCGAAUGGCUAAUAGCAAUUCCGUUGAUCGAGGAGCCAGACAACAAUGGGCACGCCCAGGCAGCUCCGCAGCGAACAAUGGACCCAACUACAAUGGCUCCUCUAUCGAUUCAUCCUCCAACUCCCGCAUCUCCCUCGACCAAACCAGCAUCUACUCUUCCGUUUCUUCUAACACGCGCGGUUCGAGCUACUUCUCCUCGGACAACUCCUCUCGCACUCUUACAACCUCACAUUCUGGUGAUCGCAAUACCAUGUUUCCCAGCUCCAGUUCAGGCCGCUUGUCAAAUUCAGGGUCUAAUCACCAAAUCUCCGCACCGGCCGCUGUCCCCCGGCCGCAAGAUACCUAUCUCACUCGACCGAGAGAUGACCGCAUAGUCGACCAGCUCUUUCUGGAACUGAUGCAAAAGCGAGGGUGGCAAAAUCUGCCCGAACAGGCCAAGCGGCAGAUGCUGUCCUAUCCGGCGUCAAAGAAGUGGACCUUGGUACACCAGGAUCGUCUGACAGAGCUACAAGGAGAGCAUAAGAGACGGCAAAAUGCGCGACAAACGCAUGGCCACGAUGGCCUGUCCGGGCUGCUUGAACGUGCCGAUGAAGAGGGUAGCCCUGAGUGGUAUGUGAAGAAGGUGAUGGAUGACACCAUCACAUCCAAGCAGCUCGCGAGUUUGAGUGUCAGUUUGCGGACACAGCCCAUCAGCUGGGUGAAAGCCUUUGUUGAAGCGCAGGGUCAAAUAGCUUUGACCAAUGUCCUCUUGAAGAUCAACCGAAGAAAAGCCUCUGGUCCUGUUCCGGCUCCGCCAACGGGGGAUAGGGAUCUAGACCGGGAAUAUGACAUUGCCAAAUGUCUGAAAGGCCUGAUCAAUAACAAGUACGGUGCAGACGAUGCCCUCGAGCAUCAAAACGUGCUAGUUGCGCUUGUCAGCUCGUUGUCAUCCCCACGUCUGAAUACCCGGAAACUAGUCAGCGAGAUUCUCACUUUCCUCUGUCACUGGGGCGAUGGCCAGGGUCACCAAAAGGUGCUGCAAGCCAUGGAUAAGGUCAAGCAUGAUCACAACGAAACUGGUCGCUUCGAUGCUUGGAUGCGCAUUGUUGAGGUUACCAUCGAUGGCCGCGGAAAGAUGGGAAGUCUGGUCGGUGCCAGCGACGAGUACCGCAGCGGAGGCAUCGGCAUGGAGAACACACUCAUGGAGUACGCGGUUUCUACCAUGAUCCUCGUGAACAUGUUGGUGGAUGGCGCGGAAACAGAUCUGCAGCUGCGUUGCCACAUUCGCGCGCAAUUCACAUCAUGUGGCAUCAAGCGGUUGUUAACGAAGAUGGAGGGAUUCCAGUAUGAUGUUAUCGACAAGCAAAUCGAGCGAUUCCGAGAAAAUGAGGCCAUUGAUUAUGAGGAUCUUCUCCAGCGGGAGAGUAGCAGCAUGAAGGACAGCGUCGAGGGCGAUGUCAAGGACAUGAACGAUCCCAUGCAAAUUGUGGAUGCAAUCUCGUCCAAGAUUGAUGGAAGCCGGUCCCACGAUUACUUCCUCUCGGCUAUGCAGCAUAUGCUGCUAAUCCGGGAGAACUCUGGCGAGGAAAGCCUGCGUAUGUUCCAGCUGGUCGAUGCCAUGCUGAGUUACGUCGCCAUGGAUCGGAGGCUACCCGAUCUGGAUCUCCGUCAAGGUCUGACCUUCACUGUGCAGAGCUUGCUAGACCGACUGCACACUGAUGCUGAGGCAAGGCGGGUUUACGAUGAGUCUCUCGAGGCCCGACAGAUUGCCGAGGCAGCCAUUGCGGAGCGCGAUGAGAUGAAAGCGCAGAUCGAGCUUGGCGCAGAGGGCUUAGUCUUGAAGCUGCAAAAGCAAAUUGACGAGCAGGCUGGUAUCAUUGAGUUACAGCAACGGCAGAAUGAAUCUUUCAAGGCUGAAAUUGCCGAAGUACAACGACUGCGAGCUCAGGAGUUACAGCGCAAUGAGCUGGAAACUCGCGAACUAUACCUCAUGCUCCGAGAUGCCCAGGAUAUUGCUGCGGCCAAUGCUCGCAAGGCCAAUAAUCCUGAGACCGCGGAGGGCGCAGAUCCAGCUCAGAUGCCUGGGAUUAUGGACAGGGAACGACUUAUGGAACGUUUGGAGCGUCAGCUCGAGCGAACCAAGACCCAGUUCAAGCUGGAAGGUAAGGUCUGGGGCCAGCAUGGACCCUCUGAUCGCCUCCGCGAGCUCCGCGAGAAGAUGGAUGGUGAAGCAGAUGACAGCGAAGAGUUUGCCGAGAAGACCCGUCGAACCCUGGAUCCUAGUUCUUUGGGAUCUGUCUACCGGAAGCGCAGCCAUCACCCUGGAAUGGACUCGUCCUUGGAAGAGGAAGUCCAAACAUCAGUGGAUGAGAAUGGCGAGCCAAUCUAUGAGCAGCCUCGCUUGGUGGAGAUGCAUCGUCCUCGUUUGGAUCCUGCCCAGGCUUCUGGUUUACUAGGGGAGCUUGCUUCUAAGGUUCCUAAGUUUGAUGCUGAAGAUCUGGAUGCAAUUGAAGAAGACCCGGUGCUCGAUCCAGUAGAUGCAGACGCCGAUGCAAAGGCCAUGCCUCCUCCUCCCCCUCCACCCCCCCCAGGGGGCGCCAUCACUCCUCCCCCUCCACCCCCACCCGGCGGUAUGGCUGUUCCCCCACCACCACCCCCUCCAGGAGGGAAGAUCCUUCCACCUCCUCCUCCCCCGGGUGGAAAGGUUGGUUUGCCCCCUCCACCGCCGCCUGGAGGAAUGGCUUUACCGCCGCCUCCUCCGCCCGGUGGUGCCAAGGGCAUUCCUGGGCUGCCGCCCCCACCUCCGCCUCCCGGUGGGAGAGUUGGACUGCCUCCGCCGCCACCUCCAGGUGGUGGUGGAAUUGCUCCUCCGCCCCCUCCCCCUAUGGCUGGCGCCAGGGGACUAAUGAUUCCGCCGCCGCCGCCGCCCAGCGCUCCUUUGGGCGCAGGGUGGAGACCGGCAUACAUGGUUGGGGAUGUUUCACCGUCUACAAUUCACAUGCCGUCCAUCCGACCUAAGAAGAAGCUCAAGGCCCUGCACUGGGACAAGGUCGACACUCCUCAAGUGACUGUUUGGGCUGGUCAUGCACCGACCGCUGAACAGAAGGAAGAGAAAUACACCGAGCUUGCUAAGAAGGGUGUAUUAGAUGAAGUUGAGCGACUGUUCCUGGCCAAGGAAACGAAGAUCUUCGGAGCUAGUACUGCUGCAAAGCAGCGCACAGCGAAGAAACAGAUCAUCUCGAACGAUUUGUCCAAGAAUUUCCAAAUUGCUCUGUCUAAAUUCUCCCAAUACCCGGCCGAGGAAGUGACCCGAAUGAUCAUUCAGUGCGACAAGGACAUCCUGGACAACGUCGUUGUCAUGGACUUUUUGCAAAGAGAAGAAAUGUGCAAUAUACCAGAGAAUGUCGUCAAACUUAUGGCGCCUUAUAGCAAGGAUUGGACGGGGCCUGGCGCUGCCAAUUCCGAGCGUGAACAGGAUCCAUCUGAGCUCACUCGCGAAGAUCAGAUCUAUCUCUACACUGCCUUCGAGCUCAAUCACUACUGGAAAGCAAGGAACAGAGCUCUUGCACUGACGCGCUCCUACGAACCGGAGUACGAGCACAUAUCCGCGAAGCUGAAAGAAGUUGCGAAAGUCAGCGACUCCUUGCGGGACUCUGUUUCAUUGAUGAACGUGCUGGGUCUAAUUCUUGACAUUGGAAAUUUCAUGAACGAUGCCAACAAGCAAGCUCAAGGCUUCAAGCUGAGCUCCUUGGCCCGUCUAGGCAUGGUCAAAGACGACAAGAAUGAGACUACCUUUGCCGAUCUGGUCGAGCGUAUCGUGCGCAACCAGUACCCGGAGUGGGAGGGCUUCCUCGAUGAGAUCAGCGGUGUCAUCGGCCUGCAGAAGGUCAAUGUCGAUCAGCUUCGCACUGACGCCAUGAAGUACAUCAGCAACAUUAAGAAUGUGCAGUCGAGCUUGGACGCUGGUAACCUGAGUGAUCCCAAGAGGUUCCACCCUCAGGAUCGUGUCAGCCAGAUCGUCCAGCGGUCCAUGAAGGACGCCAGACGGAAGGCUGAGCAAUUGCAGCUCUACCUUGAGGAGAUGGUCAAAGCUUAUGAUGAUAUCAUGGUCUUCUACGGCGAAGAUAACGCAGACGAGAAUGCCAGACGCGACUUCUUCGCUAAGUUGAGCUCAUUCCUGGUCGAAUGGAAGAAAUCCAGAGAGAAGAACAUAGCUCUCGAAGAGUCAAGGAAGCGCACAGAAGCAUCUCUCGCCCGCAAGCGACUCAACGUCAAUCCCGCAAACCCCGCCCAGGCCACAGACGCCGCCCAAUCGCCCGCCACGAGUGGUGCCAUGGACUCGCUGCUCGAGAAAUUGCGUGCUGCAGCUCCCCAAGCCAAGGACCAACGGGACCGCCGCCGCCGUGCUCGCUUGAAGGAGCGACACAACGUCCGCGUGGCUUCAGGCUCGAAGCCGCCUGAGGAUGCGGCUGAAGAAGGCGAGGCUGGAGCCGACAAGCCGUCCAAUGGCGUAGCCGAUGACGAGCACGGCCUUCUCAGCCCUCCGGACGCUGAUGAUGAGGGUAAGGAGGGUAACAAAGAGGAAGGCCGAGUGUCCGAAGGCGAAGACGUCGCCGAGCGUGCUGCGAAUCUGCUCCUCGGUCUGAGGAGUAAUUCCGAUGCAGGGGGCGGCGAGCGCCAAAGACGCAGAAGAGAGAGUGCGGAUGAAGAGCGUCGAAGUCGCCGCAUGAGACGCCGCAAUCCCGCGACAAACGGAAGCAAGGAUAGUGCCGAUGGCUCUGGUGGUCUUGCUACCGUUCAAGAGCCUGGUUCUCCUUCGCAAAGAGACUCCUCCCUCACCGAUGAGCACCAACUUCCCAGUCCACCCGAUGAUAGUCAACCUCCGCCUUCUAUAGUUGUGUCAGAGCAAGACGACUCAUUCUCACAGGACCACUCAAUUGAGGGAUCACCUCCACCCAAAGCGACCGACCCGUCGGAUUGA
Molecule: messenger RNA, 5376 nt
Organism: Penicillium bovifimosum
Lineage: Eukaryota; Fungi; Ascomycota; Eurotiomycetes; Eurotiales; Aspergillaceae
Product: formin sepA
Exons: 3
Coding region: 1-5376 (1791 amino acids)
Biological process (GO): mitotic actomyosin contractile ring assembly; actin filament bundle assembly; barbed-end actin filament capping
Cellular component (GO): cell division site; mating projection tip
Molecular function (GO): small GTPase binding; actin binding
Source: RefSeq, a predicted model, not a curated record